UCAGAGCAACUCCCCCUCAGAGGCGUGCAGUCUUUCUCCGCAGACUGGGGACUCAUUCCGGCCAGAGAGGGCUAAAACACGAGAGAAGAGGGUCAGAAAAUAAAGUACAGACUGCAAUGGGGAUGAGCUGAACUGCAGAGAAGAGAGGACGGUCGCUUAACUUGCCCGUGUUAUUAACGUUAUGCGGGAGAAACACGACAGUUUAGCUUGCAACGCUCCGCGGCGACAGUGAUUUAACAUCAAAAACGUUAACGGCCAACGGUCGGAAGUACCUGAAUACCUGCAGUGUUUCGCACUAACGUUAGCCUCGGCUUGGUGCAAACAGCGGUGACAUUGAGAGACGAGGGGAGAUAUUGAGAGGCUGAGCGGGGGACAGUAGAAACGGGACGGGAGAAAGUUUCUCAAGCUUGGCGCAGACACAGCGGUUAAACAAUGCGGCUGACCCCGACAAAGUCCCUUUCAUCGGCAGCCCUGCUAAUCCUGCUGGUUGUCCGCUGGUCCGACAGCAUUUCAUUGUCUCCUCAAGAGGCAAACCAGUUUCUGAGCAGACACAGAAGAGCUAAUCAGGUUUUCGAGGAGACGAAGCAGGGACACUUGGAGAGGGAGUGUGUGGAGGAAAGGUGCACCAAAGAGGAGGCCAGAGAAGUGUUUGAAAACGACCCGGAGACUGACUACUUUUUCCCCAAGUACUUAGCUUGUAUGGACAAGUUUGGAGACUCUGAAAAGAAGAAACAGGAUCUGGUCACUUGUGUCCACAAUAUUCCAGACCAGUGCUCUCCUUCUCCCUGUAAUGAAAGAGGUACGGUGCGUUGCGAGGACAAAAAGGGCGACUUCCUGUGUCACUGUUUUACAGGCUGGACAGGAGCCAGAUGUGAGAAAGAUGUCGACGAGUGCAGCAGGAAAAAUGGAGGGUGUGAGCAUGAGUGUAACAACACUAUGGGCAGUUACCGCUGCUCCUGUCACCAAGGCUACAUGUUGGUAGGACGCCAGAUGUGUAAUGAUGUGGAUGAGUGUGAGGACACAGGUGUGUGUGGAACAGCACGAUGUGAGAAUAAGAAUGGCAGCUAUGAUUGCUUGUGUGAUAUUGGCUAUGUCUACGACAAUGAAACCAAGAGCUGUGUUGAUGUGGAUGAGUGCAUGGCAGGUGUGUGUGCUGAGGAGUGUCUGAACACUCCAGGGAGUUUCCAUUGCUUCUGUGAUGGUCGUCAGGGCAUGAAGCUGAGCCAGGACCUCAGGAGCUGUAAGCCUAUAACUCCCUGUUUGUCGCCGUCUCUGAAGAGGAACUCUCGUUCUCUUUACCUGGGCCGCAUGUUCAGCGGUGUGCCAGUGGUGAGGCUGCGUUUCCGCAGGAGGAUUCAAACUGGCUUUUCAGCAGAAUUCGACUUCCGCACCUACGAUCCUGAGGGGGUGAUCUUCUUUGCUGGAGGUCACCUAAACAGUUCCUGGAUCGUACUGGCAAUGCAUCAAGGGAAGCUGGAGCUGCAGCUGAAGUAUGGCAUAGUCAGCAGAGUCACCAGCAGCGGACCCAUCGUCAAUGACGGCCAGUGGAGAAAGAUCUCGGUGGAGGAGCAGGGCCGCAGUCUAGUGAUUAAGAUUGACAGGGAGGCUGUCAUGAAGAUCGCAGUAAAUGGUGAUCUGUUUACACUAAAGAAAGGCAUGCAUGAACUCAACCUCACCGUGGGAGGAGUCCCUUUCAGAGAGGAUGGCCUCGUCAAUCAGGUGAACCCACGUUUGGACGGCUGUAUGAAAGAGUGGCGGUGGCUGACAGGUGAAGACACCUCCAUUCAAGAAACCAUUCGGUCUAAUGACAACAUGCAGUGUUUCAGCACAGAGGAUCCUGGAGCAUACUAUCCCGGCACAGGAUUUGCUCUCUUCAACAUCAGCUAUGAAUCACAGAACCUGAGUGUCCAGUUGAAACUGCGUCCAACAUCUGCUAUCGGAGUGCUGUUUGUACUUGUGCACCAGGACAGAGUCCCUCUCUCCAUCGCUCUGGCCGACUAUCAUCCUGGCACCGAUGAAUGGCGAGAUUUUGUUCUGGUAUCCGCAGGUGAUGCCAUCAUUGCCAGCUCCCCUGCUCCACUGUGUGAUGGUGAGAGUCAUGAAAUCCAGGUGACAAUCUCAGGCAACCAAACCUUACUGCUGGUCGAUGGCCAGCCUGGACGAAGUGAAGACACCCAAGUUCCUACUGACCUCCUGUCUCAAUCCAGCACCUUCAUAGGAGGCCUCCCUGAUGACAUUCCUCUGGUGUCCACACUGGUGUCAGCGCCCUACAGUGGAUGUAUGGAGGUCAGUGUAAAUGGACAGUCUCUGGACUUGGACCAGGCCAUCCAUAAACACAACGACAUCCGCUCACAUUCCUGCCCCCUGCUGGACUCUCACCAGUGACCAGCGUGUCACUCUGCCAAAAUUGAUCCAUAAGCAGUUGAUUGAGGCAAUGGGGAUGAUAUCCAAUAUAUUUAUAAAAGCUUUGAGCAGUGGGGAGAUGUUUUAGAUUGGAAUGUAAAAAAAACUAGACCCAGGUAUUGUGGUGCAGGUGGAGCCUUAGCCCAGGAUCACCCUGUCCUUUUACUGUGAUGGCACUGCUUCCUAGAGGCAUUUGCAGGGAUUUUCACGGUAUUGUAAAUCAGUAGGUUAGUUAGUUAGCCAAUGGGCAACAUCCCCUGUACUAGGCAGAAGAGUUGGGAAUAAAUGCUGCACAACAUUGCCUCAAGAACUGCCCAUGUAUCACAGCCUUGUAAGCCCACAAGAACACACAGGGCCUUAUCCAGAUCUAUGUUAAAUAGUGGGUCUUGGGUCAGGCAUCCUGUGCCUGGCAUACGCCUGGCAUCCUGUGCUUAUAUGCAGAUCUGGCUGGAACUUUGUAGGCAGAGUGACUCUUCACUGCAGCAACUCAGCUGAUAGAGCUGUGGUCAUGUUGCUUACAUCCAGUUCACCUAAGGCCCACGCUCACAAAGCUUGAAAUAAUCAAGUGCUAAUGUAGAAUCUGAUGAAAUGAAAAAAAAAAAAAUGGGGACCAGCUAAAAAAGUCCUACAUCAGCCGAGAAACUGUGCAAACAGGUGGUCAGAUCUUUGUGAGUGUUUGGUGUAUAACGAUUUAGGGGUUGAUUGGGGACUAAAUCAAUAUUAUUUGCUCCUAACAAGCUGAAUGCCCUCCUUCACCAGAGCAUGAAGGUGUGGUAUUAGGCACAACUUUGUGUUCUGUAGAAAACCUUGCACAUUGUUGCAGGUAGAAAUGGACUGCCACGUGAAGCCAUUUUCUUGAUUUCCAUUCGACGAAAGCAGCACUCCAUGUCUGCCUGCAACCUUAAAAAUCAACCGUGUGCCUACAAAAAAUAACCAACCCAAACUUCUCGACAGCUUCCCUCUAAACAGGUGAACCGUUUCACAAAGGUGCAGUACUGUAACACACAAACAGAGCUAACACUUUUCCUGAUGAAAUGUUGUACUCAUUACAUCUAACACACUAUGCAUUUCCACCUGUGCAUUUUGAAGUAUUACAGUCUGUUAAAGAACUGACCGACAACCUGAUUCUCAAGAAUCUUUAAUCUGACUUCAUCACAAAGGCCCCUUCUUUCCCUCAGAAUCACCCACUCACAGUUAAUACCUGCCAUAUACAAUUUGAGGAUGAUAGAUUAGUCACAGAAGCACAGGGAGACAGGAAGGGGCCCGCUCCAUGAAGGAGAGAGAGCACUGCAUCAAUCGCACCACACAAGCUACUGAAAGUAAAAAGAGUGCGCUGUAAAAUACUGAAUAUGUAAAUAAUGUGACUGUACAAUGCUUUAUAGAAGACAAAAAACAAACACUACCUUAUGCUCACUGAGGUUUUCUGCACAUUUAAGUUGAUCCAAAGUUAAACACUAAUCCAUGAUUCUUUUCUUGAAAUGGGAAUUGGGAGACUGUGAGAGCAAUAGCCAGGGAUCAAAGUACCGUAACUCUGUAGGGACUGAGUUUUUCAUUUUAUAGGUGCUGAGCAAAUCAAAACACAAUAAAAACAAAGAAUGUCAGAGGAGCAUUGCGAUUGAGAAUGCCAAAAGGGCUCCAGUGUUAUUUUACUUUCCUCUCUAAUGUUUCGUUUUCUAGUUUUCUGAUGAAUGAAUGCCAGAAUAUAGAGCUUGACGUUUUAAUUUUUUUUUUAAUCAUGUGUUGUAUAUUGAACUUCUCUUUAGUUUUUAUUUUUCAUGUUAACUGCCAGUAUGUGUACAAUGCUGAGAGAAGUCUGCCUUUUGAGUUUUAACUUCCUUCAACAGUGAAAAUCCUAUUUAAAAACAAAAAUAAAAGCAGUUGUAUGAACAUUAUAGAGUAAAAUUGUAUUUUCAAAAAAAAUGUUUGUAUGCUGUGUGGUUAUGUUAAAGAUAAACUUUUCAUGUCCUGCUCCGUGUGUGACAUGUCAUUAUUGUCCUAAACUCAAGGUUUACUUACUGAACUAGCUUUUGACGAUACAGCUUGUAAAAAACGCUCUUUAGCAAAUGGAAGUUUCUAUGGUAUCUUCACAUAGUAUAAAUA
Messenger RNA from Seriola dumerili (greater amberjack), 4503 nucleotides. It is a transcript of the gene gas6, whose product is annotated as growth arrest specific 6. The transcript is spliced from 15 exons. Bases 433 to 2385 code for a protein of 650 amino acids. NCBI's taxonomy places the organism in Eukaryota, Metazoa, Chordata, Actinopteri, Carangiformes, Carangidae. Gene Ontology annotation, cellular component: extracellular region. Gene Ontology annotation, molecular function: calcium ion binding. The record is from RefSeq and is a predicted model, not a curated record.